AUGAAUAAACAAUUCGACGAUUUGGUGAAGAAGGCUUUGGGGGUUAAUGGGUUGUUGGUGGGGGAUAUUUUGCAUGAAGAUGUGAUGAGCAAGUUUUGGUUUCAAGGGCUGGUCGACAACCUCUUUGCCCACCUUCCAAACUUUCUGGGAGAUGAAUAUUCUGGUUGUAGUAACGUGGACUUUGAACAAAUAAUGGAUUGUACUAGUGAAUUUACCACGAAUGAGAUAUUUAACAGUAGAGAAGAAUUAAUACGAUGGGCUCGUGAAGUUGGAAGGGCGAAUGGUUUUGUUAUUGUGACCUUAAGAUUUAAUCAAGGUGGAAAAGGAAAUAAGAAUCCUAGGGUUACUUUAGGUUGUGAGAGGUAUGGAGAAUAUAGAAAGCGAAUUCCCAAAAAAGAUAUAAAGGAUGAGGAUAGAAGACAUGCAGGAUCGAAAAAGUGUGGAUGCCCUUUUGAAUUAAAGGGUAAAAAGCUAGAAGCAGAUGAUCAUUGGAUGCUGAUAGUGGUUAAUGGAUUGCAUAAUCAUAUAGUAGCUGUGCAUUUGGAGGGUCAUUCAUUUGCUGGUAGAUUAUCGUUUGAGGAGACAUCAUUGUUACUUGAUAUGUCAAAAAGUUUGCUACGACCAAAUGAAAUUUUGACUAUGCUAAAGCAAAGAGAUUAUCAUAAUUCAUCCACACUUAGAAUGAUAUAUAAUGCACGUCAACGUUGGAGGCUGUUGGAGAAAGCUGGAAGAUCCCAAAUGCAACAAUUGAUGAGUAAGUUAUCUGAGCAUAAUUACAUUGAGUGGCAUAGGAGUUGCCCAAAGACAAAUAUUAUUUUGGACUUGCUUUGGACACACCCUACUUGUUUGGACUUGUUAUUUGCAUUUCCACGUAUUUUGAUAAUGGAUUGUACCUAUAAGAUCAAUAGGUAUUGCAUGCCAUUGUUAGAAAUUGUUGGAGUUACAUCUACCAAUAUGACAUUUUGUGUUGGUUUCAUCUAUCUUUCUUCGGAACGAGAAGAUAAUUAUGUAUGGGCCUUAAGUGUACUACGGGGAUUGAUGGAUGAAAUAGCUAUGCCCGAUGUUAUUGUCACAGAUAGAGAAUUGGCUUUAAUGAAAGCCAUUGACGCAGUGUUUGGUACAGCUAAGCAUAUGUUAUGUAAAUGGCAUAUUAAUAAGAAUGUGCUAGCCAAAUGCAAAGUUGAAUGUGAAAGUAAGGAUGAUUGUAAUAGGUUUUUGGUUAAAUGGAAUUCAAUGGUUGCAUCACCAACUGAAGUCAAUUUCAAAAGAGAGGCGAGAGAAUUACUCAGUGAGUUUAGUAAGUAUCCAGAUUUGCUUAAAUAUGUAAUAGAUACUUGGUUGAACCCAUAUAAGGACAAGUUUGUUGCCGCAUGGAUAGAUAAAUGCAUGCAUUUUGGGAAUACAACUUCAAAUAGGCAACUUGACAUGACAUGUGCACUUAAAAGAAAAACUUCGGAGUGUUCCUAUGAUGCAAAGAUGAAGUUAUUUCAUAGGCGUUGGAUGAAGUCUGAUGCAACUACACAAAUGAUUCUUAAAAAGAAACUUAUGGAAUUAGUAGCACCACAAACUACUUCACAUGUGGAACCAUUUGUGAAUACCAAGACUCGAGGUGGGCCAGGUAAGAAGAUGGAUAAAUCUUCUCGUCGUGAUCCAUCCUUAUUUGAGGUUGUAGAUUCACCUAGGUUGGAUGGAUGUAGUCUUAGUGGUCUUCCUCCUAAAGUGAGUGCAAAACAAAAGAGGUGUAUCGCACCCCACUACAUAAGCUAUAUAGUUGAGUUUGUUGAUGCAUUUCCACAAGCAUUAAGGUUGUACAUCGAUCAUGUAAAAGAUGUGGCAGCAGAUGGACAUUGUGGGUACAGAGCUAUUGUAGCAUUAUUAGGUUAUGGUGAGGAUGGAUGGGUACAAGUAAGAAGAGAUUUAUUGAAUGAGCUUGAGUCUUAUUCAGUUCACUAUUCAGCACUUUAUGGGUCUGAAAAUAGGGUCUAUGAGCUAAAGCACUCAUUGGCGUACUUUGGACUGAUGCAAAUUUUGAUCGGUGGAUGA
Prunus persica (peach) is the source of this 2043-nucleotide messenger RNA. RefSeq lists its product as uncharacterized. Gene Ontology annotation, biological process: regulation of DNA-templated transcription. Bases 1 to 2043 code for a protein of 680 amino acids. The record is from RefSeq and is a predicted model, not a curated record. NCBI's taxonomy places the organism in Eukaryota, Viridiplantae, Streptophyta, Magnoliopsida, Rosales, Rosaceae. The transcript is spliced from 5 exons.